UCAUAGGUGAAGGAGCAACUCCAGUGUGACAGUAAGGUGCUCUCUCUCCGAGACGCAGGACUCACUCGGACCCGAGGGCUGCGUGGAUCUAGAGAUGAACAUCCGGGUGGUGCAGAUCUUCGGCUUCCUCUUCACCGUGCUGGGCUGGAUCUUUGUGGCCUGCACCAUGGCCAUGGAGUACUGGAAGAUCACUGCCAUCGGGGGCCUGGGCGGAUCCAACAUCAUCAAGGUGGCCUGGUACUGGUCCAGUCUGUGGCGGGCCUGUUUCACUGACUCCACCGCCGUCACCAACUGCAUCGACUUCCCUGUACUGUGGUCUGUGGAAGACUACAUCCAGGUGGUGAGAGGUUUGCUGAUGAGCGCGCUCACUAUUGGCAUGCUUGGCUUUGUCCUGUGUCUGAUGGGCAUGGAGUGUACCUACAUUGGCGGGAAGGACAAGCACAAGAACAGGACCGCCUUGUCUGGGGGGAUCUGCCACAUUAUCAGCGGGCUGUCGUCCUUCUCUGCUUACGUGGUGUAUGCAAACAACGUUUCGGCCGAGUAUUUCAACCCUCACUUUGUGGGUCUCAGAUUUGAUUUGGGAACUCCAUUAUUUCUUGGGUGGGUUGGGUCUGCAUUUGAAAUGGCUGGGGGUGUGUUCUAUUGUGUAUCUGUGGGGAAGCUUCUCUCCACACAGAGUCCAAAAGAGGACAAGCCUGAAGAAACUAAGCCUAAAGCAGGAACAGAGGUCUACUCAAGAUCCAAGAUCUACUCGAAAUCCAAGCUCUCCUCAGAAUCCAGGCUAUCGUCAGAAUCCAGGCUGUCCUCGGAAUCCGGCCUCUCCUCGAGGUCGGACCUCUCCUCAGUGUCCGAAACAAGCAGCAGUCUCGGGUCCUCAGUCACCAGCGGCUCCAGGAGCGACCGCAGGGCAUUCAACAGGAACUCCUACGUGUGAUUAAAAGCACGGACAGGCUUGAGUCAGUGAGGGGUCUGGAUGUGCACAGAGUGCCAGUGGGUUCUGGACUGCUAAAGGGUUUUGUGCCCAUGUUGUGGCUGCAUGGGUUUUGAUCUCAUGUUGACAUUUACACACUGACUGUAAAUAGGGUAAAAUUAAACAUGUGAUUAUAGCUAAGGUUGCCUUUAAACUACACUCAUUCAGCACCCAUUGGAAUGAACAUUUUAGGAUGUAUCUGAGGGAAACUGAAACAACUUUUAAACAAAAUUUUCACGGCAAUAUGUUUGACAACUAGGAAAAUACAUCUGUGGCCUUUUAAGCAGAGUAUUUUUUAAUUGCCGUUUGCCUGGGGCCAGAGUAAUUCAAGCAAAACCACUGCAGCCUUUUCAACACCUGACUACACAUAUCACUUCCUGUUCUGCAGCGGGAGCAGACUGCCAAUGUCCUCUUUGUUUACAUAGGAAGCCGUCUGUGAUUUGGUGCCACCCAGUGUGCAUUGUGUGACUGUUGAAACGAAGACGGUUGUGUUGUACUGUAAAUUUAUUGCAUCUAACUGGUGUUUUUUGUGUGUUUUUAUGUCAAUGUUUGACUAUAAACUGCAUAUGAAAUCACA
This is a messenger RNA of Megalops cyprinoides (Indo-Pacific tarpon), 1547 nucleotides long. RefSeq names its product claudin-10. The record is from RefSeq and is a predicted model, not a curated record. The coding region runs from base 95 to 934 and encodes 279 amino acids. Gene Ontology annotation, molecular function: structural molecule activity. Gene Ontology annotation, cellular component: bicellular tight junction; plasma membrane. NCBI's taxonomy places the organism in Eukaryota, Metazoa, Chordata, Actinopteri, Elopiformes, Megalopidae. Gene Ontology annotation, biological process: cell adhesion; bicellular tight junction assembly. The transcript is spliced from 5 exons.